GCGGCGGCAGGAAGUGGGCAGAGCGGAGCUGCGCGGCCCGGGGCGCCAUGAGGGUCCGGGCGGCCGGGCGGCGGACCUGGGCGGGCAGGAGCUGCGCGCUGCUGGCGCUGCUCACCGCCGCCUACUUCCUGGUGGAGCUCUCGGUGUCCACCUUCCACACCAGUACCCGGGGCGGCCGCGCGCGGGAGCCGGGGGCCGGGCGUCUCGCGAACUUGCAGCGGAGGGAGGAGGACCUGUCCCGGCCCCUGUACGAGAAGCCCCCCGCCGACCCCCGCGCACUGGGCGAGUGGGGCCGAGCAAGCAAGAUGCAGCUCGGCAAGGAGGAGCAGAAGCAAGAGGAGGAGCUCAUUGAGAGGUAUGCCAUCAACAUUUACCUCAGUGACAGGAUUUCCCUGCACCGCCACAUAGAGGACAAAAGAAUGUAUGAGUGCAAAUCCCAGAAGUACAACUACCGCAGGCUUCCCACCACCUCAGUCAUCAUCGCCUUCUAUAACGAAGCCUGGUCCACCUUGCUCCGCACCAUUCACAGCGUGUUGGAAACCUCCCCUGCAGUGCUUUUGAAGGAGAUCAUACUGGUGGAUGACUUGAGCGACAGAGCGUAUUUGAAGACUCAGCUGGAAACUUAUGUCAGCAAUCUAGAACGAGUCCGCCUGAUCAGAACCAAUAAGCGAGAGGGCCUGGUUCGCGCCCGCCUCAUCGGAGCCACUUUCGCCACUGGCGAUGUCCUCACUUUCCUAGAUUGCCACUGUGAGUGUAACUCAGGCUGGCUGGAACCACUCCUGGAAAGGAUUGGCAGGGAUGAAACAGCAAUUGUUUGUCCUGUCAUAGACACCAUUGAUUGGAAUACUUUUGAGUUUUACAUGCAGACAGGGGAGCCCAUGAUUGGUGGGUUUGACUGGCGGUUAACUUUCCAGUGGCAUGCUGUCCCCAAGCAUGAAAGAGAAAGGCGGACAUCAAGGAUUGACCCCAUCAGAUCGCCCACCAUGGCUGGAGGGCUGUUUGCUGUCAGCAAGAAGUACUUCGAGUACCUGGGGACAUAUGACACAGGCAUGGAAGUGUGGGGAGGUGAGAACCUGGAGCUGUCCUUCAGGGUGUGGCAGUGUGGUGGUAAAUUGGAGAUCCACCCGUGUUCUCAUGUGGGCCACGUGUUCCCCAAGCGAGCACCCUACGCUCGCCCCAAUUUCCUGCAGAACACUGCACGGGCGGCUGAAGUGUGGAUGGAUGAAUACAAAGAGCAUUUCUACAACCGGAACCCUCCAGCACGGAAGGAAGUUUACGGUGAUAUUUCCCAAAGAAAAUUACUACGAGAACGGCUGAGAUGCAAGAGCUUUGACUGGUAUUUGAAAAAUGUGUUUUCCAAUUUACAUGUACCAGAGGAUAGACCAGGCUGGCAUGGGGCUAUUCGCAGUUUGGGAAUAUCUUCUGAAUGUUUAGAUUAUAAUUCUCCUGACAACAACCCCACAGGAGCUAACCUUUCGCUCUUCGGAUGCCACGGUCAAGGAGGCAAUCAGUUUUUUGAAUACACUUCAAACAAAGAGAUACGCUUUAAUUCAGUAACUGAGUUGUGUGCGGAGGUUCCUGAGCAAAAGAACUAUGUAGGGAUGCAGAACUGUCCUAAAGAUGGGGCCCCUGCUCCGGUAAACAUCAUUUGGCACUUUAAAGAUGAUGGGACCAUUUACCAUCCACACUCAGGACUUUGUCUCAGUGCUUAUCGGACACCUGAGGGUCGGCCUGAUGUGCAGAUGAGAACUUGUGAUGCUCUAGAUAAAAAUCAAAUCUGGAGGUUUGAGAAAUAGAGGGGCGCAAGGCCACUUUCAUUUGCAACUGACAGUGGCAUCAGGAAAGCCAGAGCCUCAGCUUUUGUCCGCAGCCAUGCACCUGUGAGUGCACCAGAAGGCUGGGGUUCUUUUUGGAAUGUUGCCCUGAACCUGGUUACAUGGUGCUGCUGUGGAGUAUUCCAAGUGCCUUCCCUUUGGGUAUCUUAUCUGAGAGCUUUGUCAGUGUGCCUCUUACUUCAAAAAGCUGACUGUGAAUUGAGAUACACAACAUUGAAGUGCCAGACUCACUAUUAAAGAAUGUAGAAGUUCAAGCAAAUGAAUGUGCAUUUUGGGCUAUUGCUAAUUUGGUUACAUAGAGUUUAGCUAACACUGAAAUCCUAGGUUUUAUUUUUUUAAACUAAUUUUUCCCUAAUCAAAUACAAAUCAAAGAAAGUUGAUCUUGAGGGAAAGGUGGGGGUUUAAAGCUAUCUGUAAACAGAUAUAUGGAGUCAUUGGAAGAGGGCAUUACUUUGCAUGUGAGCUUGAAAGUUUAACAUAGCUCAAAAAAUUAUACCCAUGACUGAAUGAAAUGGGAUAUUUACAUUCCACACUUUGUGACCUUCAGUUGUUGGACUCAGCUGAUCUAUACAUUGAUACCUCGAAUAGUUCUGAUUUUUAAGCUGUUCUGUGAACUUGUUCAUGAGUGUAGGGCAUUUUCUGAUUGCACUUCCUUAAGUUAUGAAUGUACUAGAAAAAAAUUCAGAAUACUUCACAUCUCUUUGUUAAUACUUAAUCAAGGAAAGUAAACACAGUUGAGGCUUCUGACGUUAAACCCAAUCGCAUUUAUGAAAAUGUGUGAAACUGAAAGUGGGCCCGGAGCUGCACUGGCCAUGGCCCCCUCCGGAAGCUUGCACUGACUUGGGCGUUGAGGGCUUUUGUGAGAUUACAAGGAAAAACCCUGAACCUGGCACUCAUGAACCCAGCCUUACAGCCCAUUCUCAGCCCACAGCAGCGUGGCGCUGUGGCACUCUGCGUAGAUAGGCUAGUGAGGUGGGUGCUGGACCAAGGAGUGCGCCUGUGAUCAGGUCCUCUGAUGUCUGUGUGGGCCUCAGAGACGUUGCUGUGGGUGCUGGGUUGGGUCUCGAAGCUCCCUCCCAGCUCUGACACAUUGGCUGUAUGAUGUCCCUGCUGUGGACUCAGUCACUGUGUAAUUUCUACAACUUUUAAUCCCUUCAAUUUAACAUAGGUAAUGUUGAACAAUUGAGCCAUUUGUAAAGCUGGAAAAAAGAAAAGUUUUUAAAUAUUCAGUGAGGGAUAAAAACCAGGAAUGGUGGCACACACCUGUGAUCCCAGCAUUUGGGAAGCUGAGACAGGAGGGUCACUGAUUUUAAGGCCAGCCUGGGCUGCAUCAGAAAGCUCAAAACCAGUCUAGACUGCCAUCCUGUCUCAAAAAAAUAUGAAUAAAAAAAAAAUUAA
Messenger RNA from Octodon degus (degu), 3233 nucleotides. It is a transcript of the gene Galnt4, whose product is annotated as polypeptide N-acetylgalactosaminyltransferase 4. The transcript has a single exon. Gene Ontology annotation, cellular component: Golgi apparatus. The record is from RefSeq and is a predicted model, not a curated record. Bases 48 to 1796 code for a protein of 582 amino acids. Lineage: Eukaryota; Metazoa; Chordata; Mammalia; Rodentia; Octodontidae.